UAAAGGUUGAGCUGCCCUUUCCAUGCGGUAGUGGGUGAACUGGUUCGGUUUCUCUGUUGGAAGAAACACAAUCACGACGCUAAGGUUAUAGCACCAGAUUGAUGGAGAAGGAUGGCCAGAAUCUCACUGGACUGUCCCAGCUCUUUACCAGGGAUCCCCCUGAGCGUGCUAUCUGUGCCUAUGGAGAAUAAAUACAAAUGCCAGCAGUGUCUCCAGGUCCUGAGGAAGCCUGUCCAGGCUCAGUGCGGCCAUCGCUUCUGUAUACACUGCUUCAAGCAGCUCACCAGUUCUGGUCCAAAGCCUUGUGAAGCCUGCCGCCAAGAAGAAAUAUAUGAGGAGCCUAUUUCCAUUCUGAAUAGUAAUGAGGCAUUUCCUGACAAUGCAGCGGGUCGAGAAAUAGCAAGUUUGCCAGCCAGGUGUUUGAACCAGGGCUGCAGCUGGACAGGCUCAAUAAAGGAGUAUGAGGCGCAGCACGAAGGUCGCUGUGAAUUUGAACGGGUACAGUGUGAGGCCUGCCAAACCUCAGUCCUUCGUACUGAGAAGGAUCGGCAUAAUGAGAGAGAGUGUGAGGCCAGAACACUCAACUGCAAAUACUGCAAAGUGACUUUCAACUUUAAAGACAUCAAGGCCCAUGAUGAAAUCUGCCUGAAGUUUCCCUUACAAUGCAAAGACUGUGGCAAGAAGAAGAUCCCAAGAGAAAAGUUCAGCGACCACAUGAGGACCUGUGCCAAGUCAAAGAGUGCCUGUCCAUUCAGUGAAGUGGGCUGUAAAUCUGUGAUAGAGAACGGGAAGCUCAGUGACCAUGAGCACAGCAGCACCAUGGAGCACUUGCGUCUGCUGCUGCCUAUGGUGCUGUCUAUGGCUCGGACACGUGCGGAGGCUCCUGGUCUCGGGGAGUGGCAGGAGGACUCUGGUCUGGGCCUGUACAGGGCUCCUGGGGAGGGAGUCAGUAUAGAUGGAGGAGCUGCAGCCUCCUCUCAAUCUGUGGAUCUGGGGAAAAAGGUGAACGCUUUAGAAAACAUUGUGUGUGUCCUGAACCGGGAAGUGGAGCGCAGUUCAGUUACAUUGGAGGCUUUUUCACACCAACAUCGUUUAGACCAAGAAAAGAGCGAAAAUCUGUCUAACAAAGUACGACAGCUAGAGAGGACGGUGGCUAUGAGAGACUUGCAGCUGUCUGAGACUGAACAGGUGGUGCGAGAGCUCCAGUUCUGCACCUAUGAUGGGAUAUUUGUCUGGAAAAUCUCUGACUUCUCACGUCGCAGACAGGACGCUGUGGCUGGUCGAACACCUGCAAUGUUCUCACCAGCAUUUUACUCCAGCAAAUACGGCUACAAAAUGUGUCUGAGGCUGUAUUUGAAUGGCGAUGGGACAGGUCGCGGGACACACCUCUCACUGUUUUUUGUCAUCAUGAGGGGCAACUGUGAUGCCCUGCUUAAGUGGCCAUUCAGUCAGAAGGUGACUCUGAUGCUCUUGGAUCAGAACAACAGGGAGCACAUUAUUGAUGCUUUCCGCCCCGAUGUCACUUCCACCUCCUUCCAGAAGCCGAUCAGUGAGAUGAACAUCGCCAGCGGCUGCCCGCUCUUUUGUCCACUGGCCAAACUGGCUGGCAAGAGCCCUUAUCUGCGAGAGGAUACAAUUUUCAUUGUAUUAUAG
Monopterus albus (swamp eel) is the source of this 1653-nucleotide messenger RNA. It is a transcript of the gene traf2b, whose product is annotated as Tnf receptor-associated factor 2b. NCBI's taxonomy places the organism in Eukaryota, Metazoa, Chordata, Actinopteri, Synbranchiformes, Synbranchidae. The record is from RefSeq and is a predicted model, not a curated record. Gene Ontology annotation, molecular function: zinc ion binding; tumor necrosis factor receptor binding; ubiquitin-protein transferase activity. Gene Ontology annotation, cellular component: cytoplasmic side of plasma membrane; plasma membrane signaling receptor complex. The transcript has 11 exons. The coding region runs from base 112 to 1653 and encodes 513 amino acids. Gene Ontology annotation, biological process: regulation of apoptotic process; positive regulation of canonical NF-kappaB signal transduction; signal transduction.